Messenger RNA from Sphaeramia orbicularis (orbiculate cardinalfish), 810 nucleotides. Its product is annotated as putative methyltransferase DDB_G0268948. Lineage: Eukaryota; Metazoa; Chordata; Actinopteri; Kurtiformes; Apogonidae. The record is from RefSeq and is a predicted model, not a curated record. The coding region runs from base 1 to 810 and encodes 269 amino acids. The transcript is spliced from 6 exons. Gene Ontology annotation, molecular function: S-adenosylmethionine-dependent methyltransferase activity.
AUGUCUGUGCGGCGGUUUGAGGGGAAGGACCAUGCUGCUGCAUAUCUGCAGUACAGGGUGACACCAAAUGAAUUAAUCAACCCUAUCAUGAGAUACAUGGAGAAAAGGACAAAGCAGUUCCACCUUGCCGUGGAUGUGGGCUGUGGGUCAGGUCAAGGUACGAGGUUACUGGCCCCGUUCUUCACCAAGGUGGUUGGAACAGACAUAAGCCCCGCCCAGCUGGAGAUGGCUCAGGCCAAUGAGAGUGCCUCAAAUGUCUCAUACAGACAGUGUCCAGCUGAGGAGCUGCCGUUUGCGUCUGGUGAGGUGGGCUUGGUGACAGCCAUGGUGGCAGCUCAUUGGUUCGACCGCCAGCGGUUCCUUAAGGAGGCUGACAGGGUGCUAAGACCCGGAGGCUGCCUGGCCCUCCUGAGCUACACCAUGGACAUGGAGCUGGAGUACGGGGACAUGUCCAACACACUCAAUGAAAUCUGCAAAGAGUUUUACGCUGCCCUGCUUCCUUACCGAAGUCCCUACCUUGGUCCGAGCUCGAAGCAGAUCUACUUAGACAUGUUUAACUCCUGCUCCUACCCAGACAAAGAGUGGAAUGAGUGUACGCGGGUGAGAAGGGCUGUACCGCUAGAUGGAUACAUCAGAGUGGUGGAGACGUUCUCCAGCUAUCAGCAACUGAAAAGAAAGGACCCCGUCGAGGCUGAACGUCUCUCCAAUGACGUCAGGAGCAAGUUGCUGUCCGCCAUGCAGGUGUCUUCUCCUGACACAGAAGUUACGGUGGUUUAUAAGUAUUUUUACUGGCUAGCAUGCAAACCCUGA